Ylistrum balloti is the source of this 2374-nucleotide messenger RNA. RefSeq names its product general transcription factor IIE subunit 1-like. The coding region runs from base 146 to 1408 and encodes 420 amino acids. The transcript has 5 exons. Gene Ontology annotation, cellular component: transcription factor TFIIE complex. Gene Ontology annotation, biological process: transcription initiation at RNA polymerase II promoter; transcription open complex formation at RNA polymerase II promoter. The record is from RefSeq and is a predicted model, not a curated record. NCBI's taxonomy places the organism in Eukaryota, Metazoa, Mollusca, Bivalvia, Pectinida, Pectinidae.
UAUAUCGUAUAACCGUACGAAGCUGUAUGGGUUAUACUAGUCGUACGGAAGAAGUAUACUCCGUGUACCAAAAGGACUGGAAAGGAGAGAUGGCAGAACCAUGAUAAAGUAAUGAAUUAAAGGUAUCAGUUCAAGGAAUUCCAUCAUGAAUGAGCCAGACAUUUUAACAGAGGUCCCGGAGACAUUGAAGCGUUUGGCUAGGUUGAUAGCAAGAGGCUUCUACAGUAUGGAACAUGCCAUAGUUAUAGACUUACUGGUACGCAACCCAUGUAUGAAGGAGGACGAUAUAGCAGAAUUGCUAAAGUUUGACCGGAAACAUUUACGAUCACUACUUAAUACACUGAAGAAUGAAAAAAUUGUUAAAAUGAGGAUGAAAGUUGAAACAGAUGCAGAAGGUAAAAGUACAAGACAUAAUUAUUACUUCAUUGGCUACCAGGUGUUUGUAAAUGUAGUCAAAUACAAACUUGAUCAUGUGCGACGCAAAAUUGAAAUGGAGGAGAGGGACAAUACAAGUAGAGCAUCAUUUAAAUGCCCUUCUUGUUGUAAAUCAUACACAGACUUGGAGGCAGAUCAGCUCUUUGAUUUCAUGAGCCAGACAUUUAGAUGUACCUUUUGUGAGUGUGAGGUGGAAGAAGAUGAAAGUGCUAUGCCAAAGAAAGAUGCUAGGACUUUGUUAGCUAAGUUUAAUGAACAGAUUCAGUCAGUAUUUGACUUGUUGAAGGAAUGUGAUGAUAUUAAGCUGGCACCUGAGUUAAUGGAACCUGAACCAACUGAUAUCAGACAUCUAAAAAGUCAUGGUACCAGCAAGCCAUCCGGUAACAAAGAGAGUGAAUCAAGGAUUUGGUCUGGAGAUGCCACACGAGGGACAGGUUUUGGAUAUACUGACAUGGAAAGCAAUGUCACCAUCACUAUGGAUACUGAGGAGGAGGCACAGAAACGGGACAAACAGAAAAUCAAGGAUCGUCCUGAAUGGAUGGUGAAGAGUACAGUACAAACUACUGCUUCAAAUGACGUUGUGGAUAUGCCAGACAGAAUGGAUGUGGCUGGGCCAUCUGGAGUGGAACUUCCUAAAUACCCAAAUACUAACGAAAUAGAGACCUUGUUAAUCAUUCACGAGAAGAAAAAAAGUGGUCCCCCUUUACCUGGGACUUCAGGGCUCCAAGGGGCUGACAGUGACAGUUCAAGUAGUGACUCAGAAGAUGAGAGGACAAGGAAACAAAAGCCAACAGCUGCAGCAGUUGAGGAGAUGGAGAGUGAGGAGGAAGAUUCCAUCCCAAUGGUCCACGUUGCUGGUGAGCCUGUUCCAUAUCAUGAGGUCACUGACGAUAUGGUGGCCAAGAUGUCUUCUGCAGAGAAGGAGGAAUACAUUAGACUAGGAAGAGAGAUGUACCAGGACAUGUAUGAAUGAUGGCUUGGGUCAGUCUAGGAUAGACAUGUAUGAUGUAUGAGCGAUGUUUGGGCUCAGUCUAGGAUAGAGCAUAUAUUAGUGAUGAAUAUGUUUGUCGAGGAUUGGCCAUAAAUGAAAAAUGUCUGUUUUCAAUCAAGAAUUGGACAUGUAUGAGUGAUGCCUGUUUUCAUUCUAGGAUAGCAUAUGUAUGAUAUAUGAGUGAUGCCUGUUUUUAGUCUAGGAUAGCACAUGUAUGAUGUAUGAGUGAUGUCUGUUUUCAGUCUAGGAUAGCACAUGUAUGAUGUAUGAGUGAUGUCUGUUUUCAGUCUAGGAUAGCAUAUGUAUGAUAUAUGAGUGAUGUCUAUUUUCAGUCUAGGAAAGGACAUGUUUGAGUGAUGUCUGUUUUCAGUUUAGGAUAGCAUAUGUAUGGUGUAUAAGUUUAGUUUCAACAUAUUUUAUUUAUUUCAUACGUGUCAUAAUUGUACAUCAUUAUUACAAAUAUAAAUAGGAUUCAGAAAAAAGUAUAACAAUACUUAUGUAAAUCUGUCUCCUAAUAUAGAGUGACAAGCAGAUGACAACAUAAUACUUGUAGCUAAGCAUUGAUAACAUAAUAAUAAAAUGGUGUAUAAGUGAUGUCUUCUUCAUUCUAGGAUGAGAUGUGUAUGGUGUAGUAAUGAUGCCUGUUUUCAGUCUAGGAUGAGAUGUGUAUGAUGUAGUAAUGAUGCCUGUUUUCAGUCUAGGAAAGGACAUGAAUGAUGUAUGAGUGAUGCCUGUUUUCAGUCUAGGAUGAGAUGUGUAUGGUGUAGUAAUGAUGCCUGUUUUCAGUCUAGGAAAGGACAUGAAUGAUGUAUGAGUGAUGCCUGUUUUCAGUCUAGGAUGAGAUGUGUAUGAUGUAGUAAUGAUGCCUGUUUUCAGUCUAGGAAAGGACAUGAAUGAUGUAUGAGUGAUGUCUGUUUUCAGUCUAGGAUGAGAUGUGUAUGAUGUAUG